Bombina bombina (fire-bellied toad) is the source of this 939-nucleotide messenger RNA. RefSeq names its product oocyte zinc finger protein XlCOF6-like. The record is from RefSeq and is a predicted model, not a curated record. The annotation marks the transcript as partial. Gene Ontology annotation, cellular component: nucleus. Gene Ontology annotation, biological process: regulation of transcription by RNA polymerase II. The transcript has 2 exons. Gene Ontology annotation, molecular function: DNA-binding transcription factor activity, RNA polymerase II-specific; RNA polymerase II cis-regulatory region sequence-specific DNA binding. NCBI's taxonomy places the organism in Eukaryota, Metazoa, Chordata, Amphibia, Anura, Bombinatoridae.
AUGAUUCAUACAAAGGAGAGACCUUUCAAAUCUACAGAAUGUGAGAAAAGCUUUAGAUAUAAGUCUCAUCUCCUAGAGCACCACAAAAUUCACACAGGUGAGAAGUCGCACACAUGUACUGAGUGCAACAAAUGUUUUAUACAAAUGACAAAACUUAUAGCUCAUGAAAGGACCCACACAGGGGAGAAACCAUUUAGCUGUACAGAGUGUGGAAAAAGUUUUACACGAAUGUAUCAUCUGAAAACUCAUGAAAGGAUUCACACAGGAGAAAAGCCUUUCACAUGUACAGAGUGUGGAAAAAGUUUUACAGAAAAGAGGUAUCUGAAAACUCAUGAAAGGAUUCACACAGGAGAAAAGCCUUUCACAUGUACAGAGUGUGGAAAAAGUUUUACAGGAAAGAGUUAUCUGAAAAGUCAUGAAAGGAUUCACACAGGAGAAAAGCCUUUCACAUGUACAGAGUGUGGAAAAAGUUUUACAGGAAAGAGUAGUCUGAAUAAACAUGAAAGGAUUCACACAGGGGAACAGCCUUUCACAUGUACAGAGUGUGGAAAAAGUUUUACAGAAAAGAGUAGUCUGAAUAAACAUGAAAGGAUUCACACAGGGGAACAGCCUUUCACAUGUACAGAGUGUGGAAAAAGUUUUACAGAAAAUAGUAGUCUGAGAAAACAUGAAAGGAUUCACACAGGAGAAAAGCAUUUAACUUGUACAGAGUGUGGAAAAAGUUUUACACAAAUGAGUAAUCUGAAAAAUCAUGAAAGGAGUCACACAGGAGAAAAGAUUCACACAGGAGAAAAGCCUUUCACAUGUUCAAAGUGUGGAAAACGUUUUACACGAAUGGAUAGUCUGAAAAUUCAUGAAUGGAUUCACACAGGAGAAAAGCCUUUCACAUGUACAGAGUGUGGAAAAAGUUUUACAGAAAAGAGUGAUCUGAAUAAACAU